Messenger RNA from Neofelis nebulosa (Clouded leopard), 962 nucleotides. RefSeq names its product olfactory receptor 1D2-like. Gene Ontology annotation, biological process: G protein-coupled receptor signaling pathway. The transcript has a single exon. Gene Ontology annotation, cellular component: membrane. Gene Ontology annotation, molecular function: olfactory receptor activity; G protein-coupled receptor activity. The coding region runs from base 21 to 962 and encodes 313 amino acids. Lineage: Eukaryota; Metazoa; Chordata; Mammalia; Carnivora; Felidae. The record is from RefSeq and is a predicted model, not a curated record.
CCUCCCUGAGCUAUGGUGGGAUGUCCAGGGGGAAGGAGAAUGGGACAGGAGUCACCGAGUUCCUCCUGCUUGGCCUCACUGGUGACCAAGAGCAGCAGCGAAUCCUCUUCUGGCUCUUCCUGUGUACAUACUUGGUCACUGUGGCUGGGAACACACUCAUCAUCCUGGCCAUCGGCUCCGAUCCCCGCCUGCACACCCCCAUGUACUUCUUCCUUACCAAUCUCUCCUUUGUUGACAUCUGCUUCACCACCAACCUAAUCCCCAAGCUGUUGGUCAACCACAUAGCAGGAACAUGGACAAUCUCUUACCCCCAUUGCCUGACCCAGAUGUACUUCCUCAUCUCCUUUGCCAACCUGGACACCUUUCUGCUGGCUGUCAUGGCCCUGGACCGUUACGUGGCCAUCUGCAAGCCCCUGCAGUACUACGCCAUCAUCACCCCCCAGCUCUGUCGGGGAUUGACCGCACUCAUGUGGACGUGCUCUGGCCUCAUCUCCCUAGUCCACACGCUCCUCAUGAACAGACUGACAUUCUGCUCCUGUGCCCGCGAGAUCUCACACUUCUACUGCGACGCCUACCUGCUGAUGAAGAUCGCCUGCUCAGACACGCGUGUCAAUCGGCACGUGUUCCUAGGUGCUGUGGUCCUGUUUGUGGCCCCCUCUGCACUCAUUGUGGUCUCCUACAUGUGCAUAGCUGCAGCUGUCCUCCGGAUUCCCUCCACCCCAGGAAGGCGCAAGGCAUUUUCCACAUGCAGCUCCCAUCUGUCUGUGGUCAUCGUUUUCUAUGGAACUAUCCUGGGGGUAUAUAUUCGACCCCCCAACUCCUUCUCAGCUCAGGACACGGUAGCAACCAUCAUGUACACAGUGGUGACCCCUAUGCUAAACCCCUUUAUCUACAGCCUGAGGAACCAAGACAUGAAGAAGGCUAUGGGAAGUCUCUUCAGCAGGAGCUCAAAAUCUUCUUAG